UGAAGAAGGACAUUUUUUCACUUGGCGUUCAGGAUAUAACCAUGGAAGAGGAAGAGAGCCUGGAGAGAGAAUUCGCUACAGGUACAACAGCGCAUGGAUUCUCCCGAGCGGCAGAGACCAAAAGUAUUUUCCGCCGAUCAGCUUGGAUUCUGCUCAUCUUGGGCGGCCUCGGUAUGGCGACCUGGAUGAUUUCCCUACGAGUUAUCAAUUAUUUUCAAUAUGAUACUUCUACGGAGAUUACUCUUACCUUUGAGCCCAGGAUGGCUUUUCCUGCGGUGACUAUCUGUAAUUUUAACAGGUACAUGAGAAGAAACCUAAAUGCUGAAGACUACGCCAUCAUCAGUUUGACAGAGGAUGUUUACUCUGGCUACGACAGCGGUUACUCCUAUGGACAAUAUUACUACAAUUACUAUUAUGACUAUUCAGGAGACGGGGAAUCUUCUCCGAGCACCACAACUCAGCCUACAAACAGUAACUUUAACGAGAGCUGGGCGAAUAUUUCCGCGAGUUACCCAAACGGAUUUGACUUUGGCAAUUUCACUUUGGAGAAAGGGUGGAAACUGGACAAUAUUUCCGUCCUGGAAUGCACGUUUAAAGGGAUAAAGUGCAACUUAAAGAAGGACUUUAUCCACACCUUCUCCACAUAUGGGAACUGCUAUACGUACAACCCCUCUCUGAACAGCAACAGGUCCCGGUAUCAGGAUCAGCCUGGGCUGGGAAACGGCUUGCAUUUAACGAUUGAUGUGGAACAGAGCGAGUACACGGAGAGUUUACCUGACGGUAGCGCGCAAACAGGGGUCAUAUUCCAGGUCCAUCCUCAGUGGGAGCCGCCUUUGGUGGAGUCCAAGGGCCUGGGCGCCUCACCUGGCUUCCACGCCUUCGGGGCGUUGAAACGACAGGAGACUGUCAAUAUAGAACCUCCGUGGGGAAAAUGCAACAAGUCACUAACGCUCCUCCACUUUGACCAGUAUACGUUUUCGGGGUGUAUCAUAGAAUGUAAGCUCCAAAAGAUAGAGACAGAGUGUGGCUGCAAACCAGUGCAGUAUCCAGGUAGGUCGACACUAGAUAGAGACAGAGUGUGGGUGUAAACCAGUGCAGUAUCCAGGUAGGUUUACACUUGAUAGAGACAGAAUGUGGGUGUAAACCAGUGCAGUAUCCAGGAAGGUUUACACUAGAUAGAGACAGA
Molecule: messenger RNA, 1186 nt
Organism: Lingula anatina
Lineage: Eukaryota; Metazoa; Brachiopoda; Lingulata; Lingulida; Lingulidae
Product: bile acid-sensitive ion channel-like
Biological process (GO): sodium ion transmembrane transport
Cellular component (GO): plasma membrane
Molecular function (GO): ligand-gated sodium channel activity
Source: RefSeq, a predicted model, not a curated record